Messenger RNA from Solea solea (common sole), 2235 nucleotides. It is a transcript of the gene cfap184, whose product is annotated as coiled-coil domain containing 96. The transcript is spliced from 3 exons. Lineage: Eukaryota; Metazoa; Chordata; Actinopteri; Pleuronectiformes; Soleidae. The record is from RefSeq and is a predicted model, not a curated record. Gene Ontology annotation, biological process: cilium assembly. Bases 1 to 1668 code for a protein of 555 amino acids. Gene Ontology annotation, cellular component: axoneme; ciliary basal body.
AUGAAGGACACUUCACUGAUUCCUGACAUUGGAAAUGAAAAAGACGAAGAGAACAAGGCGAAGAAUGACACAGAGAAGAAGGAGUCAUCAGAAGAUCCAUCCAUGAAGGACACUUCACUGAUUCCUGACAUUGGAAAUGAAAAAGACGAAGAGAACGAGGCGAAGAAUGACACAGAGAAGAAGGAGUCAUCAGAAGAUCCAUCCAUGAAGGACACUUCACUGAUUCCUGACAUUGGAAUUGAAAAAGAUGAAGAGAAUGAGGUGAAGAAGGAGACAUUGGAAGCUCCAUCCAUGAAGGACACUUCUCUUAUUCUUGACAAAGGACGUGAAAAAGAUGAGGAAAAUGUGGUGAAGAUUGACACACAAAGGGAGACAAAAGAAGAGUCCUCCAACAUGAAGGAUAGUUCUCUGAAUUCUGAAGAAGAAGUCACAGCUGAAGUAGGUGCAUCUCAUGAUGAAGUCUCUGAAAACUUUGAAAGUGUGAACGUCCCCGAUGUGGCUCCCACUUCUGAGCGAGCAGAGAGCAGCAGAGAUGAUGUUCCCUGUGUGGACGACAUCACCACAGGUCAAGAGUUGGACGAGGAGGACAGAGAACAACCAGUGUCCCAUGAGGAGGGCAGUGAUCGUGAUGGACCUGCCAGGCUGCAUCCUGAGAGUCCUGCACAGGAGGCUGAAGAAGACAAGUCAUUUGCUGCUGCUGAAGACAUCACCUAUGAGGAGACCAGGCAGCUCCACCAGGAGCUGUGUAAGGAGAGGGAGAAGUCCAGCCAACUCAACAGCCAGCUGCAGGUGAAGCGGGCAGACUAUCUCCGCAGGAAGGCCCGGGACGACCCCCAGCCGGAGAGGGAGACGCCUGUGUCGGAGCAGCUGCAGGAGUACGAGCGACACGUGAACGUCCUCGGUGAGGUGAAGCAGCAGCUCGCGGCUGACGCUGAGACCAUCCGGCAGAAGACGGAGGAGCUGCGGUUACUGUCCCAGGAGAACCUGGACAAGGCAGAAAGUGAGUGGCAGGCGUUCAUGACACUGAAGCAGCAGGUAACCGUGGCGACGCUGAGCCGAUCUCUGGGCAAACAAGAGGCUCAGACCAAAGUGGAGUCGACACUGGCAGCAGAGCGGCUCCGGCAGGACGAGCUCGUCAAGCUGCGCCUGAGGCACAUCAAGCUCAAGACGAAGAUCCACAGGCUGGAGGCGGAGCUCCGAGACGUGGAGGAGCACGGCAGGGACCCCCUGCAGCUUCAGUAUGAGCAGCUGCAGGCCGCGAGGCUGGAGCAGAAGAAACAGGCCGAGAAGCAAAGCGAGGAAUCGAUGAAGCUGCAGGCGAAGAUCAGCAGCGGCUUAGAGGUCCUGACCAACGUUAAGGAGAAGCUGUUCUGGACGCAGAGGGACGUCCAAGCCAAGCGAGAGCAGCUGGCAGAGGUGGAGGCCAUGGUGGCCAGGAAGAGGGACAUCCUGACCAGGAUGAAGCAGGCACGCAACAGGCUGCAGAGAGACAACCAGAGGCUGAAGGAGAGGCGAGGACUUCUGGGGAACAAGGUCCUGCUCCGGGACUUUGAGGACACCGUGGACGCCUCUGACGUCCUGAGGGAGCGACUGGAGAUGCUGAAGUGCCGCCAAACUGAGAUUGUCCUCGGCUGUGCUCGAUGGAAGAAGCUGGAGACAAAUCCAUGAAAGGACCGAGCAAAGGGACUUAAAAGGGCUAGUUUCAUCGUAGAGGACAAUGCUCCGUUUAGUAAAAAGGUUAGAACAUAAACUAAGUCACAUGAUCACCUAACCAGAUCCGGGAAUCAGUUUAUGAAGCAAUUAGCAUUUUUAUGUGAUGUACAACGUGCUUUACACAAUAAAACCAGAUCUUAUCUUUUGGUAAUCUGCAAUGUUUGAACAAAAACAGCACUAAUAAUAAAAAUAAGAAUAAAUCUACACUUUUAUUCUGGCAUUUCUGUUAAAAAAAAUGGAUUUUUAAAUCUCUUGGAUUGAAUUAAAACCCAUAAAAUUGUAACCAAUGGUUCACAUGAGGUUGCAUGAUCUCCUGUUAGACUCCUGGUCAGUCAGUAGAUGGUGCUGUUGUUCAGUAGUGUGUGUUCAGACAUCCGAGUGUAGCGUCCCUCCUAAUCAAAGACGUAUUUCAGAUUAUUUCUUUCUUACCUUACCUUAAUGGCUGUGAGUAUUUAUGAAAGUGAAGAAUUGCAAAGAUGUCUCACUGUAAUCACGAUAUGACAAUAAAGAACCUUAAAUCUU